Messenger RNA from Periconia digitata, 2037 nucleotides. Lineage: Eukaryota; Fungi; Ascomycota; Dothideomycetes; Pleosporales; Periconiaceae. The record is from the annotation of a GenBank genome assembly.
CCACUACCUUCCACAUCUUUGGAUCGCCUCUUGCACUCAAUGAUGUGGUGGACAGUCUUCGCAAGAAGCUUGGUUCAGGCAUGGCGAGACUUUAUCAGUGUCUUUUCAACAUGGAGGCGGUGGGUUUUUGCACUCGUCUACUUUGGGUGGUUCUUUGUUCUUUUUAAUACUUUGGGCAUUUUCGGGUAUCCAGGCUUUAAUUAUUAUUCUACCGCAUGCGCUCCCGGUGGAGAAUUCCUCCUAUUCCCAGGGGGAUAUUCCCCUUGGAGUGCUUCUGGCUUCUUUCAGGUUGGAUUAUCAUUUGGAGAGCUCACUUUUGGGCAAGCAAAAGGCAUUGAUAUCGCGUGGGACAUAGUGGCAGGUCGUGGAGGUCAGUUUAUAAUGGCUUGGAUGAGUUGGCGCACAUUUGUGUACUACCUGACUACAAGCAUGGAAACAGGGCCAGUGACUUACAGCUCAUUCAGAGCCGUUUUCAUCGAGAAAGGACCAAGCAUAACCUCUAUUGUUCGAUUAAUACGCGAUUUUGUGUCUCGCAAGGGUCUACGAUCACAAAUCGCCUCCGUUUUUAUUAUAGCUAGUAUGGCAUUCAUACUUGCAUUCCCUACUCUAGCUAGUGCGAUGUCUGGUUAUACUAGCGUAGUCGCAGCUCAGAUCGUUGACCCAGAGAGUAACAUGAUUCCGUUCACAAAAUUUGGAUUAGUAGUGUACACCAUUCAUGAUGGCGAUCGAAUUGGGGAGCGCAAAGAUUUUCCGGUUAUACACCAAAACGACGCUGAGGAUCCCUACGCGUGGUUCUCUGCUACAGCAUACAAAUCAUACAUCAGUCCAACUGAUCGUAGCAACACCACUCUACUUGAUUGCAUUAAGUAUGUUGAGAGGUUCACCGAUAUGCCUAAAGAUGAACCUUCCCAAUUUGGAAACUGGACCCUCGAUGCCCCAACUCUUAAUAUCACCUCGUAUUUUGAUGACAUAGGCCAUCAAGUAGAAGGUCGAAAUCUGAGUUGGGUGUACGAUGGUGUUUUCUACGAUCAACAAUAUUUCGAAGCGGAGGUCAAUGGCAUCAGAAAUGGGACGUGCCAACCCACCCAGAAAUACUCAUGGGGAUUCUCAUAUACGCAGUUGUUCAUCGUUGUUGUCCUACUCAUACUCUGGAGCAUUGGAUUAUCAAUCAUGUACGUAGACGCCAAACGUACCAUGUUUGAACGCGGCCGCUCUAGCGUCGACGGAGAGUACAAAGCAGUCAUUAGUCUUGCAGCUGCGAUAGAGAAGGAUCUGAAUCUCAAUUUACACGCCCCAGGAACGGAAAGUGGUAUCAGGAAUCGAGUCCGAGCAGCCCGGGGUGGCAGCGUCGUAUAUUCAGCACCAAAGUCCUUCAGAUAUCAAACAAAACGCCAUCGUUUGAAGAUGUGGCUUCGAACCGAAAAAUGGUGGCUAUUGGUCAUGCUUUUACCCGUGGUGUAUAUCAUUGUCAAUGAAGCCAUAAAAAGAACUCAGGAGGUGGGGUCCUUUCGUGUGUUCUACAUAAGGAAUUAUUUGUCGAUUGGAUUCAGCGGACCUUUAUGUGGGGUUGUUAUUGCGUUGCUGAUGGGAACAACAACGGGAAGCCGAGUUGUGUAUAUCACAAUUUGUACGGUGGUAACUUUUGUCGGAUUUGUUCCAUUUGCUCUAGCAUAGAUUAACUUGAAUAUAUAUUGACUUGAAUCCUCCAGCCAUGCGCAGUAUUUUUUCCGUUGCUACCACUAAUAAUGGGAUAACUAAUACUUUCAUAGUCUCAGAUCCCGCUAAACGCACUGUCAUACACAAAGUGCGAGAUUAGAACAGUAGAAAGUGAGCAUAGGAGUCUAGGAGAAUCCAAUUGAAGACAGGACGCAAAAUCUCCCCCUCUCUUUGUUAUGUUACUCGGUGACACCCGCCUUAGAGCCUUAGCACAGACACGACUCCUUACAACAUCACCUAGACUGAGCCCCAGCUUCCCAGAUCUCCGAAAACAGAUCAUCCUUCGAGUUACGCGCGCAAUGGAACUCGUAUAAAUAUCAC